AUAUAGGAAUUGUAAAAGAAAAUAAUAAGAAAAUUAAUUAAGCCAUUAGAAAACCAAUCACAACUACAUGUUAAAGCUGAACAAUAUCGAUCUGAAUAUAUUAGAGAUGCAUUUAUUGCUGGUAUUUCCUCACAAAAAAUUCGCCAACGUUUAUUAGAAAAUUUUGAACUCUCACUUGAUCAAGCUUUCAAUCAAGCAAUUUCACUCGAGAUGGCAGAAAUUAAUUCCCUAACUUACAAUGGUAAUUCUUUGCCCCUUAAUUCUGCUGAUGCCGUUAUUUCAUCUAAUUCACAAAAGAAAACUCAAAUAUGUUCCCUGAACAACAACGAUGUAUCUACUGUACGAGAUAAUUUGGUUGAGUCUACUUUAGCUGCUGCUUCAAAUAAAAGAAGAUGUUUCUUCUGUGGCAGUAAUGUAAUUCAUCAGCGAAUAAAAUGUCCAGCUUUGAAUAGUACUUGUCAGAUUUGUUCUAAAAAGGGACAUUUUGCUAAUGUUUGCCGAAGUAAACAAACUAUGAAUGCUGCUGUAACAAACGAAAAUGAUACUAAUUAUUCUGUGGAGGUUGCUGCUAUAUCAGCAGCUUCUUUACCAAGUCUACAUAAGGCAACUGUACCCGUUAUUAUUAAUAAUUAUCGUGCCGAAGCUCUUAUCGAUACCGGAAGCUCGAUAAGUUUCAUAAAUGAAGAAUUGGCGCAACUCUUGAAAUUGAGACAGAAACCUUGUCAGCAAAUUAUUACUCUAGCUUCACUUAAUCAUACAUCUCCAGUCACCUGUUACUGUAAUGCUACUAUAAAAUUAUAUAAUCACUCUUACAGCAAUGCCAAGUUACUAGUUGUACGUAACUUAUGCACUGACAUUAUUUUAGGUCAUGAUUUGCUUAAAAAUCACCAUUCUCUAGAACUCCAGUUCGGAGGUCCCAGAGAUUCUUUGAAGAUAUGCAAUGUUAUGGCUGCAAAUUUACCUAACGCAACUCUAUUUUCAAAUUUGUCGCCUAAUAUCAAACCUGUGGCAAUAAAAUCAAGGCGCUAUAAUGAUGAUGACCAAAAAUUCAUUUCUGAAGAAAUUCAAAAGCUAUUAAAAGAUGGAAUUAUAGAGCCAAGUAUGUCAUCUUGA
Messenger RNA from Galleria mellonella (greater wax moth), 1113 nucleotides. RefSeq lists its product as uncharacterized. The record is from RefSeq and is a predicted model, not a curated record. Gene Ontology annotation, molecular function: zinc ion binding; nucleic acid binding; aspartic-type endopeptidase activity. NCBI's taxonomy places the organism in Eukaryota, Metazoa, Arthropoda, Insecta, Lepidoptera, Pyralidae. The transcript is spliced from 2 exons. The annotation marks the transcript as partial. Gene Ontology annotation, biological process: proteolysis.